Messenger RNA from Staurois parvus, 304 nucleotides. The record is from the annotation of a GenBank genome assembly. NCBI's taxonomy places the organism in Eukaryota, Metazoa, Chordata, Amphibia, Anura, Ranidae.
UCAUGGGGCCCCCUGGCAAUAGGGGAUCAUGGGGCCCCUGUGUUCUUGCCCAAACUCAAAAAAACCUAUGAAAAAGGUACCAGGGGCAUCUCAUGGGGCCCCCUACUGACCCCGGGCCCUCAGGCAGUGCCCAAGUUUCCAAAUCGUCAGUCCACCCCUGUUGUUACCAAAAUGUAGUAAUUAGGAAUUACCCUCACUUUAUGUCUUGGUAACACAGAGACAAAGACAGCAAAAAAAAUUUAGCCAAUGAUCUAAGCCUUUCCCAUUCUAGCCAACAAAAAAAGUUGCCUCUCAUUCCAACGUU